Messenger RNA from Brassica rapa (field mustard), 3495 nucleotides. Its product is annotated as vesicle-associated protein 1-4. Gene Ontology annotation, biological process: signal transduction. The record is from RefSeq and is a predicted model, not a curated record. NCBI's taxonomy places the organism in Eukaryota, Viridiplantae, Streptophyta, Magnoliopsida, Brassicales, Brassicaceae.
AUAUGACCACCUCUAUAUUAUUUUAAUUAGGAAAUUUAAAAUUUAUAUUAGAAUGUUUUAUUAAAUUUUUAAUUUUUAUUUUUAUUACAACUGCAAAGAUUAAUUUUUAAUAUGAAUUUAUAUUUUAAUAUUACAAAUGCAUCAUUUAAUAUUAAAAAAAAAACUAAAAACAUAAAAUAAAGACCGGGCGGGUCAAGGUCUAGUUCGAGUUAUAAGACAUCGUUCAGAUGUUUCAAAGAAAAAUGACGUCGUUCAGGUACCAACCGAAUACUCGCCUAGCCCAUACGUCGUUAAGUCCUGUACUAUUUGGUCGUGCACAUUUCACGUACUCACGGCCCAGUUUGUCUUAGUAUUAAAUGGGCCAAUUAAUUAUUUUUAUUACUUAAAUAUUCUGUUUCGAUGUUUCUUUUUUUUCUGAAAAGGAUCAUUAUUCUCUUUCGAUGUUCCGACUAUGUAACAUGCAUAGUAGUGUAUAGUACAUAUUGGAUGAGAUUAGGUCAUCAUGAUCGUGAGAUCAUCAUAUCCAAUGUUAAUUAUUGGAAAUUUGGAUUAUUGUCUGUCUUACAUGUCUGAUUCAACGGCCAUGACCGUGUUAGAUUUCAACUACAGUAUACUAUUCUAAUAUAUUAUUUAUACGAUUUUGAACAAUAUAGAUAUUACAUCAAAUUUUUACUUACAUAUUUAGAUUUUGGAGUGAUUUUAUAAUCAAUAAUUUAAAUGUAAUGUUGAAUGGACUGGAAAUAUUUCCAAAUAUAGAUUUUAAAUUUUAUAUUUACUAAACGAUACAUAUUUGAGGCGAACUGAUUUAGUUAGGCCUGGGCAUUCGGGGUCCCAAUCGGGUUUCGGUUUAGUCCAAUCGGGUUUUGGUUUUUCGGGUUUAUCAAAAUCAGCCCCAUUCGGGUUAUAUGAAAAUUCGGUUCGGGACCGGUUCGGGUUCUAUCGGGUUCGGGUCGGGUUUAGUAAAUCUUCAAAGAACCGGUACAACCCAAUAUACUUUCGGGUUCGAGUCCCAAUCGGUUUUUCGGUUUUAAAUGUACCUGAUUUAUAUAUACUUUGUAACCAAAAAGUAAGUAAAAUCGGUUUUUUGAUUUUAAAAUACUUGAUUUGUAACUAUUUUGUAAUCAAAACUUAAAUAAAAUCGGUUAAAAAAAAAAGAACAUCAAAUGUGAUCAUUCAAAAUCAAGUGAAAGGUAAAAAUUGUUAUUGAUCGAUAGAAAACCAAAUAAAUGAAAGCAUAAAAUGAAAAUCAAGUUCUCAUGAAAUGAAAAAUAUUAUUCAACGAAAACAAAACCAAAAUCUAAAAACUUCAACCUUCAACUGCCACCUUCAACCAUCAAUCUUCAUAUAAUAGAUAAUUAUUUUAAAUGUUCAAUAUAUUUUGAAUACAUAUUAGGAAUUGAGAUCAUGUUUGGUACAAGUUCUCUUUGAAAAUUUUGAAUGUUUCGGAUUCUAUCGGGUAUCCAUUUAGGUUCGGGUUCGGUUCGGAUAAUACUCAUAACCCGAAAUACCAUAAAACAAGAUCCAUUCGGUAUUUAUGUCGGGUUCGGAUCGGUUCAGAUUCAUUUUUAUCGGAUCGGGUUCGGUUCGGGUUUUCGGAUUCGGUUUAUUUGCCCAUCCCUAGAUUUAGUUUCAUCGAUUGGUAUAUUACAAAUUGAUUUUUACUCAAUAAACUAACUACACCGAAGCUUCCGCUCACGGCCUAGUCUUUUAAUUAUUUUAUAAGCCUUAAAUAUUCUUUUUCCGAUGAGCUGUUGCCACAUGUUCACCACGCCGUUGACGACAAUGUAACAUACAUGCUACAUAGUACAUGUACAUACUGCGUACAUUAGGUCAUCAUCGAUCAUCAUAUGAUAUCCAAUGCUGAUCAUGGAUCAUUAUCGGUCUUACUUGUCUGAUUCAACGGCCAUGACCGUUUUGGAUUUGAACUUUGGUAUGUCUAUAUAAGGGCCUUCUUUGCCAAAAAAAAAAGAAGUCUUAUAAAGACCUUACUUCCCUCACUUUCUCUGUCUAAAAAUAUUUCCUGAGCUGAAUAACAAAAAGAGAAAACAGAUUUGUUACUUGCCGCGUUGGGUUUACGCCGCAGGAGCCUUUCGCCCUCCUUUCAGUAUACAAUGGAUGUCAACAGCCGCGGGAUCACUAAUCAUCAGGUAUUCGUAAGUUUCCGAGGAGAGGAGCUUCGGUGUGGUUUCGUAAGCCAUCUGGUGGAAGCGCUUCAGAGACAUGGGAUCAACGUUUUCAUAGACAAACUCGAGAGCGUUGGCCAAGAUCUCUCCAACCUCUUCGCGAGGAUAGAGGAGUCCACCAUAGCUUUAGUCAUAUUCUCCAGGAGGUACACAGAAUCGAGAUGGUGCUUAGACGAGCUCGUGAAGAUUAAGGAACGUGCAGCUCAAGGCUUGCUCAAGGUCAUUCCAAUCUUUUUCAAAGUGGAACCAGUUACCGUGAAACAACUUCGUGGAGCAUUCGGUGAUAAGUUCAGGGAUCGAGAGUGGGAGUAUCGGUGCGAUAAACCAAGAACCGGUAGAUGGAAGGAGGCGUUAGCAUCUGUUUCUUGCAAAACAGGCCUGACCUUUGAUAGGAAAACGUAAAGUUACAAUCUCUGUCUUUAUUGUAUUUUAUCAUUAGGUCAAAUCUAAAUGAUAUCUGACUAAUCUUUUUUUUUUCGCAGUAAUGAGAGUACAUUCGUCAGGAUAAUCGUUAAGGAGAUCGAGAAAAUGCUACAACCACAAGGCCAAGGGAAGUUUGCGGUCCUUCCAUUUUCAGGAGGAGGUCAAGAUCAGAUGGAUAUAUCAAGAGACAGUGUUCUUGUGCACCAGAACUCUUACAUUGCUAACCAGAUUGUACUAGUUUCCAAUACUUACAUGGACAUCGAAUAUCAGAACAGUGUUCUAAGGGCUCAGCUCGUUGCACUAAGGGAUAGACUGCAGUCACUAAACUCUGUCAUUAAGAUGUCAGAAGGAGUCAUGGCAGAUGUCUUUCUCUUCACAGCCAACACUGGCCUCUGCUGAUAAUUUUUAAAACUGAGCGACUCUCAUAAACAAAGUUGCAUGCAUCCCUUUACCGCCUGUGUAAUCACAACAAACAACUCAUUUUUCAUGCAAUUUUAUACUUGAAUUUCUGAAUAUGAGCAAGCAGCUACUGCUAUUUCCUCAACCUUUGGUUCCAAAGAAUCACAUAGCAGAAACAAGACUAGUUGACACUUAGUUUAAUGGUCCACCACAUUCUGUUGAUUUGGGUCUUAAGAAUUAUAUACCACAACAUAAACCAAUACUCGUUUUUUCAGAACUAAACGAACAUUAUCAACAAGAAUAAAAAUAAAUCCCAAAGAGCUCUUUAGCUUCAAGCUUGGAUGAGUCUCAUAAACUCUAUAUUCAUAAUCCAACGUGCACAACAAAAAGAAGUAAAAUAGACAUCUAGGUAAACUUCUUAGAAAUCUAAAAUAGAAAUCCUUUGGAAAUAAAUAACAUAAACUAAUACGUACCACAUUCUUCUUCAAGA